UUUUACGUUUUUAUAUAUUUAUAAAAUGGAUGAUGAAGAUGAGGUUUCCAAGAGUGUGUAUGAAGGGGGACAUUGGGUUUGGAAUGAGGAGGCAGAGGAAUUACAAUUUAUUAGCGACUUGAAGUUAGUAGAAGAAAGCUUCGAACUGUUACCAACUUCUGUAGCCAAUGUGGAAUUCAAAGAUGACAUCGAUUUAUUGGAACAGCAAAAGUUCCGAAAAUAUCUACAAAGAAAAACAGAAGCAAUCGAUUUCGUUACGCUUCAGGAUGUGAAAGACGUUGUACUUUUCACUGCACCAAUAGCAGUAAUGUCUUCAUCCCUGAUUAAAAUGCUACAUCAUUGCACAACUGAACGGUUCUUGAGAGCAUUGAUUUUAUACACCCAGUACUAUUUACAGAUGAAAUGAGUCAUCGUACGUUGGAAUUAGAAACGAAAAUUCGGACUGAGAACAGCGAUAAAAUCGAAAUGAAAUACCGAGAAGACCUAGAAGAUUUA
Messenger RNA from Pieris rapae (cabbage white), 495 nucleotides. RefSeq lists its product as uncharacterized. The transcript has 5 exons. Gene Ontology annotation, molecular function: phosphatase binding. The coding region runs from base 26 to 406 and encodes 126 amino acids. The record is from RefSeq and is a predicted model, not a curated record. Lineage: Eukaryota; Metazoa; Arthropoda; Insecta; Lepidoptera; Pieridae. Gene Ontology annotation, biological process: negative regulation of phosphatase activity.